CUGUUGUACUUGAGCAUUUUAGGUUGAGUACUAUAUUUCAUUAAUGUGUUGCAGAUGUAUCGUAGAAACUUGUUGGAUUAAUCAUGGACCUUUUAGAAACUAUUUCAUCACCACCAAUCCAGCAGAAGUACAUGGAAAGGAUUCGAUCGCAAAUUAUAUGUUUGCUACAAGGAAAGAAAUAUAAUGCAACUACACAACCGCGUUUGCCCGUCCUGGACAAAAUUUUGUCUUCGACCGUGUCUUCAUCUCUGAGUCUAUCACAGUCGUGCUGCGAUUUGUUGGAAACGCUUGUUAACGAGGGUUUCGUGGAAAGCAAAUACGCCAGCCAGCAGCUUCAUGCUGUUAUUGCAUGUUCUUUAGACUCGACGGACUCCUCAACAGUUGCUCACAUCUCGCCAGCGUUUUCGUUACUGCCUCGAGUGCAUCCAGUCACAUCCUUCACUCACCCACUCAUCUUUCUUUUAAAUGAAUACCCUAUGGUGUGGCCCUAUGUUUCCUGCAUUUUAGAAGCUUGGUUGAAGGAAAGAAAUGAUUUGCAACGUUUUGAAAGAUCAGUUAGUCGCAUGGCAGCUGAAGAAGUGACACUACAAACUAGAAAUUCACUGCGAUUCGAAGAGAUCCAGUUUAUUGUCUUGGACAUCAUGUUGCGAGCUGAGUGGCCUAUAGAACAUGCACUAUUAAGAAUGAGAAUCAAUCAAUUGCUUCUAAGUGACUUUAGCCGUUGGCGAUCGCUGAUAAAUCUCUACACACGUUGGCUGCCCGGUUCAGUACCAUCAGUUCAUCUACUCCAGCUGGGCCAACUGUUGUCCGAUAAUUUGGGUUCACUUGGAGGGCUCUCCUCGUUGGUAGCAGCUCUGGUUUUCCUACGAGAUGCAGCGACGAAGAAAGAUGCCGAUUUCUCCUUUGUAAUAUUUACAGCGCUGCAAAUUGCUAGCAACCUCAAGGAGGGAGACCAAUCGUCCCACCCUUGUGUCACCUUGCUCCUUUGUGUGCUCCUGACAACCUGCGGUCGUCUCUAUGGGCUACUUCUCCUUGAACUAGCCCGAAUCCUCUUUUAUAAACGGCUUUUACCAGGAGUACAUCACCUCGCACUUUCUCUCUGUCACUCAGCUGUAGCGGGACAUCCAACGGCCAGAAAAAUUAUUUUGGAUAUAAAAAACGAAGGUUAUGGGGACUCGAAAGAUGCCUAUGUUGGAUUCAUGUGUUCAAAGUCUUUACGCACAGUUCCAAGUGAUCUUUUACCCUCAUUGAUGAUGUAUGAUGAUGAUGAUGGAAAGACAAAAGCAGCAGUUCCAAGGAAUAUUCCGUCUUCGCUUCGGGGCCUACUGGUAGCUGGAAAGGUGGUCGCGUGCGCUGGACCGCAGCUUCCGUCUUGGAUUCGCAUCCUUAAAGCUCUCUGUUGCGCUGAUUCUAAUAACUCUUGCCUGGCGUUCUUCGCGAUCGGUAUGCGUCUUGAUGCAGAAAUGUUUCCGAAAAAUAUUUUUUCUCUCUUGGAAUCGUUACCUCAUAUAGCUACCAGUAAGAUGUCUGCUGUAUUGAUCCGCAAUAUGCUUAUUGCCAUGUGGAGUGGCGGUGUAUCGGGAGCUUCUGCAGUCUCACUCUCGAGUUUAGCCGUCGUUUUGCUUUCACGCUUGUACGUGCGUCAUAAUGCUUUAAUACUACCUACCUUGCUCCGUGUGAUCAGUAGUGGCUCUGAGGAUGUUCAGCCUAGCUUGGCGCUUGCUGUUGCAAAAGCUCAGGCAAUAAAAACCGUCAUACAACACAGCCCAUGGUUACACGGCUGUGAUAUGCUUCCGUGGUUGUGCCGGUUGAUGACUGUCCGAUCGCCGGAAAUGACGGCUAUAUUUCCGCUGUGUUUGGAUGGUGUUCGUACUUUAAUUGAGUGCAAAGUCGUUACUCUGUCGUCAUUUAUAGAGAAAUUUUCCGAAUGCUUCUUCACCGAUUCUAGGCCUCAGGUCAGGGCUGCGUUUUAUGAAUUGAUCGGGCACUCGAUCUUGCGUGGCACUUCUGAGGGUGAAUUGAUUGCAUACCAGAGAAAGCUAUGGGUAUCCUUCUUCGACCAAAACGAACACAACAUUGUAAGGGCAUCAUGUCUUGAUGCGCUUGCUUAUUUUCCCGAAAUUUCGAUCGCAGCUCUUCCUGAAAAGGAGGUUUGCAAACUCCGGCUGACGCUUGAGUUUUCAUCACUGAACUCGUCAGAGGAGGGUUCUUUAGCUGUACCAGCAUCGUUCUUUACUGUAGGCCCGGUGGCCAACAUCUGCAGUCAUUCGAACUCUGCGCUUCUACAGAAAGCCUUCUCAAAUUUUAUUAGUACUCGUAUACGGCACGAGGUUAGAUGUUUACCAAGGAGUGCCAUAACGGUUCGUGAGGUUCAUCAAUCAUCUCGAAGUAUUCAGCAGAUUCGUACCUACUCCUCAAGUCUUGCACAGAUCCCGAGACUGCAGCAGAGCCUUUUCCAUCAAAAUGCUCAUGAUAUCCAACCGCAGGCCGCCGCUGGCCUCCUGCUAACAUACAAUCCUCCAGUAAAAACUGACCAAGGCGGAGCAGCAAGUAAAAACGCUAUGAUACAACAUUCCAACUCGUUUCUGGCGAUGUUCCGAUCUCUACUUGAAACCGUGCCUCUUUUUAAUGCAAAAGAAUGGUUUAUGUCGCUCACCUGUCUACCACAGUGGCAUUUGCUUGUUGAAAGGGCUUUCGUGUCUUUAACCAAUGCUCGUAAAGCGGAGAGCGGCAGCAAUGAACAAUCGAAACUACUUGCCUCACUAUGGGCCCGCGACCAAUUAAGCGCCGUCGCAGCAGAGGUUGGUUCGGGAAAUGGCCUAAUUGCCAUAUGCUCUCUCGUAAGUCUCACGUACGAGUAUGAGAAGACUUUGAAACUCAAGGAGCGACUUCAGAUGGAUAGUCAACAUCUAUACAACAUUCUUGGCGUCAAAGAUCAUAAAUACCUUAGCCAUGCGGAGUGGCCAGUCAGAGCACUUAGAAGCCUUCUUUGCCUUAUUCAGAGAAGGCCCAUAGAUGAUGCAUACUUUGCCCAACUGCUGGCGAAGUUUACACGCAGCGCAUCAUCAACGGAGAAGGCCAUUGGCGCAAUAUUGUUUUCGCUUCACCAAAUGUUGCCGCUGCUGCAAUCGCAAGGCUUACUUCGUGAUGCCCUUAAAUGCUUUUCGAUUAAAGCUCAACACCAGGAAUUCCUUGCUGCUGUUGGGGCAGGUUUGAUGAUACAAAAAUGCAUGUUUCACGGAAUCUUUGAAGUAGCUGAAGAUGUUCGAAGAAUAUGUGAGGACAUCGUUCAGAAACUGGAGGCAUGGGCUCUUGAUGGGAAGAGCGGGACGGUGACCAGCCCAUCGUACCUGUUUGGAACGACUUUGGCAAUGAGCAGUUUGUGCGCUCUUCGUAUGUUUCAAUCACCUGCACGGUCUUUUUGCGCUCGCAUUGUCGCUCUUCUUGGAGUGUCUUCCCCUCUGACACUAAAGCCAACUCUUGGUCCUGUGUCGUCUGGCGCCGUCACGCAAACGCGUCAGCCUGUCCUUUCAUCGAGCUCUAGCGAUUCUCGGUGGACGUCUCACGAAAACGACUUUGACUAUUUGGACGAGAUAGCACUGUGCUGCGCUGUAAUGGCAAUCAAUGGAAGACAAUUUGUUUUAAAAAGUUGCGCAGGCCAAGACAGGUAUGGGAAUGAUGGAGAUGUUGGUGAGCAGAAAUCUUUGCGCGAUUUGGCGGAAUGGUUAACUCAGAGGAGGGCGCAAGUUCCAAUGAACGCUGGAGUGGCAAUCGCGCUUGGUCUUAUAUUACACAAUAUGGCACAGUGUGAUGCUGCUACUAAAACACUCCUAUCACAACAAAGGAUAGGACAACUACAAGAUCAGAUAACUGGUGCACAUGACCCAGCCUCGAGGACGAAAGCUGGACAUAUUGAGAGUCACCGUCUGGUAGAAGCCCUACUAACAAAGGUGUGGUUACCUGUGGUUGCAAACGCCCACGAAUCAAAUGGUCACAAAAUCGCGGCCGUCGAGGGUAUUGCCGCUCUUACCGGAGCUCUAGACCAUCUCAUAGUGCAAAGCGCCGAACUUCCAGAUGGGAACGUAUGGUGUGAAAGCAAUGUGCUCACCCACGACGUUACCUUAACCCUCCUUGAUGCCAUGAUCCGUGAUGUAAAUACGAUGCCGCAAAAUGUAUCAAAUACAGCAACUUUGAAAGCCCAUCAUAUUUGGACGCUUGGUUUGUUUCAUCGGGCGUUAACGCGGACCUGCGGUGUAGACCCAGUAGCCAGCUACCCUCCUAUUUUGAAUCUUGGCUCCAACGACAGGGCUAGUUCACUUCUCGCUGAAACAGUCACAGCUGCAGAUAAAGAUAUGACAGCCUUUGGACUAUUGGUGGAUGGUCUGGGUCAAUCGUUUGAUUCUCCUCUCCCUUGCUUCGCAUGGAUCCAGUUGCGACAACAUUUGUACAACCGCGGUACCCAAGGCGCGCAAAUUCAACGGGCUCUUGUCAUUUUGGCUGUUGAAAACGCCAAAUUAACUCCAAGUUUAGUUCCCCUGCUUGAGGCCAUUAUUAGCUCUGCUGUACUUGACGUACUUGAGGAGUUUUGCAAAAACUUCUUACUGGACCGCUUGAGACUUGUGCUGGAGGUUUGCGAUCCAAGCAAAAUUGGCCCUUUUCUUUCACUUUAUAAGGACCAAAGGGUUAACAGUGAAGAUAUUCAAGUAGCCGAGGAGGCCUGGAAAUUGCUUGCAUCGUACCUUGAAAAUUCGGCAGCCAAUUCAACAUUAGUAUACCUCAUACAAGAGAUGAUUUGCUACGCUCUGCCGUCUUGUAAAGCGCGCCACUAUGUUGCGGCAUGCCUUAUCAACUUCAGGGAUGUAACCCUGCGUGAUCUCAUACUGAAAAGCCUGCUUGCUCAAGAAAAGCUGACGCUGAAGAGGGCUCUUGAGCUUCGUAUGACUCUAGCUGGCGUGAUUGAAAUGGCAGAUGUUGAAAAUCCUUUCACGUUUAUUGGCGCGAUGAGUAACAGCGAGUUUACAGAGUUUUCUAUUGAGUGCGCAUCUGUCAACUGCGCUGGUCCUGUCGUCGAGAAUUCCGUGAAAUGGUUACUCGAGAUCCUUCCACGUGGACAACCUUCUUGCCGUUCGUUGACUCUACUUUCUUUAAUUGCCAACAUGAUGAUCCAACCUAGCGACUGGGAGGAUGGGAGAAUUGAAAUAUCCAGGACAGAACAACAAAUAAUGCUCCUGCUUCCCUAUAGAAUAGACCAAAUGAUGCGAAGCAAAAUUUGGGGAACAGCUGCCGUGGAACAUAUAUUACAAUGGUUAAUCUCAGUUUUGGAAAACACCUCGCCAUCGAAUGAUACGUACGCGGUGCUUCAUGAUACCCUCAUGGCUCUACGGGAUAAGCCGGUCUUGAGGAACAAUAGAACGAUGUGGACCAGGGCCGUAAAGCUGACCUUACCUAGCUCAAUUUAGCCUGCAAUAUACCGCUAUUAAAAAGGUAGUAAGGGAGCAGGCCGACGAGGCAUGAAUAACAAUGCAUUUAUAGAAUUUCCCGAAAAAAUAAUGGCACAAUA
Messenger RNA from Varroa destructor (honeybee mite), 5560 nucleotides. RefSeq lists its product as uncharacterized. NCBI's taxonomy places the organism in Eukaryota, Metazoa, Arthropoda, Arachnida, Mesostigmata, Varroidae. The record is from RefSeq and is a predicted model, not a curated record.